Molecule: messenger RNA, 447 nt
Organism: Meloidogyne enterolobii
Lineage: Eukaryota; Metazoa; Nematoda; Chromadorea; Rhabditida; Meloidogynidae
Source: the annotation of a GenBank genome assembly
AUGCCUUCUUUGAAAGAAUAUUUUAUGCUUGAUAGGCUUGGAAAAUUCCGCGAUACUUUAAAACAAGUUGGAGGGUUUAAGGCUGCUUUUAAGCAGAUGUAUUUGACUGAUGAUUUGAAAAAAGGAAAUUUCGUUGGAGAAGACCAAUUUGGAAAUAGAUAUUUUGAGGACAAUUCACAAUUUAUGCCUCGCAAUCGUUGGGUAAUUUAUACAGAAAAGAAAUGGUUGGAAUAUGAUGGAUCACAAAUUCCUCCAGAAUGGCAUAGAUGGAUUCAUCAUAUUUGUGAUAAACCACCAACUAUUGAGAAAUUAUCUAAUCCAAAAUGGCAACUGGAACAUCAGGAGAAUUUAAGCGUUGAAUUAAGUAAGAAAUAUGUUCCCUAUUCGACAACUCGGCCAAAGGUACAAGGAUGGACAGGACCUGGUCGUAAAGAUAUUGGGGUUUGA